AUUCAUUUUUUAUCGUAUAAGCAGGAGUCUGUUUCUGCUUCCAAUAUUGCUCAGCGAUUCUUCUUUUUCAGCAAUAGAUUAAAUCAACUUAAUUUUUCACGUUACAUUAAAAACUAAGUUUCUUAAAAAAACGCUGAUAAGUGUACUUCAGCCCAAAGUUUACUGGUUGCAAAUCUUUGUCAAAACAUUUUAAAGUAAUCCAUAUAAGAAAGGAUUUUCUCUGUGAAUGGAAUCGUCUCGGGGUAUUUCUGGAUCGAAGCAGAGGUACUUGUUGAUGAAGCACUACAGGACAGACUGCAUGUUGGCGCUGGCUCUCACUAUCAAGUACAAGGAGGAGUUCCUGGACGAUGUGGAGAACCUACUCAUGGGUCCAUUCCAGUUUAAGCUGGCCACAGAUAUACCAGGCUUCGACCGAGUGUUCAGGUAUAAAGGCUCGAAUUCGUUCGGAGGCGUGAACAAAGUGCAGUUGUUUGAGUGGAUGGCCAAGAAGGGGUGGGUGCUCAACUGCUGCUUCGGAGACAAGUUCUUGGAAGAGUAUAUAUUUAUCAAAUCGGGAUCGAGUAUUGGUUCUACGGGGGGAGGGGCAGUGGCAGGAGGAGGGGGAGGAAGUCGAGCCAUGAGCAGCACGAGCAGGGCCGGUACUUCUAUGGGCGACAAUGACGACUGGUAAAAUCAGAAUAGGACCAUCCUCUUAUUGAUCUUAUCAAAUUCACGAGAAAUCUACUUACUUUUUUGGAUCAUUGCUGUAUUUAUAAAACGUUUUCAACAACAUUUGACAACUGUAUUUUAUGUCAAAAUAAACUAUCGCUCAUCUGAUUUCCUUAUGAUGCAAUUU
Symsagittifera roscoffensis is the source of this 835-nucleotide messenger RNA. RefSeq lists its product as uncharacterized. Bases 227 to 670 code for a protein of 147 amino acids. NCBI's taxonomy places the organism in Eukaryota, Metazoa, Xenacoelomorpha, Acoela, Convolutidae. The record is from RefSeq and is a predicted model, not a curated record. The transcript has 2 exons.